Molecule: messenger RNA, 15956 nt
Organism: Pelobates cultripes (western spadefoot toad)
Lineage: Eukaryota; Metazoa; Chordata; Amphibia; Anura; Pelobatidae
Source: the annotation of a GenBank genome assembly
AGACAAACAUCUGGCCACAUAAACAUUCAGUCUCGCAGACAGACAGGCAGCCAGCCUCACAGACCGCCAAUCUCAGAGAGAGCAAUCCAGUUUUUCUGAUAGACAGCCAAUUUCACCAACAGACUUCCAACCACGUAAGCAGCCAGUCUCACAGUUAAACAUCCAGCUACAUAGGAGGCCAAUGUCACGGACAGACAGACAUCCAGCUGCAAACAGAGCCAGUCUAACAUACAGACAUCCAGCCACAUAGACAGCAAGUCUCAUGGACAGGCUGGUUGGAGUGGAUAGACAAACAGUGGUCAGUUGGAAGCUUAAGAUAUAUUGAGGGUAGGCUGCAACCUAAGGGGAUGAUGUUCCCUCACAGACCUUCAAAGAGAAUAGAGUACAGAAAAUAAGUUAGGUCGCGCCACAGUAAAAACAAUAAUAUAAUGAUGUAAAAGCAAAGGUAUACUUACAUACAAAAAGUCAUAAAUGGGAAAUAGAAAUGUCCUGGUAAAAAGACCUAUAGCUAAAAAGUCCAACUUGACUGAUAAACUUGGGUGAGAUAUGGAUCUGUUCGUCGUAAAGAUUCUGAGGUAGUCGGAUAUUCGGGUUCCGUUGAAACAUGCAUAUGAAAAGAAACUCCAAUAGUGUAAUCUGUAUCAGGUCAUAAAACAGAGGAGCUUAACAGCAGUGGUGAUACUGCUACUCACCUUUUAGAGAGCUAGUACAAGCUCAGGUCAGUGGCGUUGAUCCCCCCCAAAAAGUGUGCACAAACACCAUAAUAGACCAAUCUAGUUGCCACUACAAAGCUUGGUUAGACGGUAUCCCUAAAAGUCAAGUCCUUCGUCAUUAUCGUAACUCCUCUCAAAUUAAUGAUUUUUUAACCCAAUCUACCUCAUUAAAGAAUAAGUUAAUUGAGGAAAAAUUACCCUUUAGAAAAAUUAGAUGCAGCUCUGAACACAGUCAAAAAUAAAUAGAGAAAAUAACUAUCAGAAUACAAAAUAAAAAGGGAUAGAAAAGACGAACAGAUCCAUAUCUCACCCAAGUUCCCCAGUCAAGUUGGACUUUUUAGCUAUAUGUCUUUUAACCAGGACUAUUCUACUUCUCAUUUAAGACUUUUUGUAUGUAAGUAUACCUUUGGUUUUACAUCAUUAUAUUAUAUUAUUGUUUUUGCUGUGGCGCGACCUAACUUUUUUAUUUUCUGGUUGGAGUAGAUAGCCUGACUGACAGACUGACAGCCCCAUGGACAGACAAACCAACAGCUUCAAAUCGUCCCCUCUUGACUGGAAAUGUUUCCUUAUAGCUGGUAAUAGGUAGUGAUGUUUUUACAGAGUUUAAACUGUGUGUAUGUGUGUAUAUAUAUAUGUGUGUGUGUGUGUGUGUGUGUGUGUGUAUAUAUAUAUAUAUAUAUAUAUCUGUUAAAAUAAUAAUAAAUAAUUUUAUUUAGUUACACGUUAUGACUGGGGCAUGCAAGCAACCAUUUAACUGGUAUGUACAUUGAUUUAUUAUUAUAUAGCAUUGAUAUAUAUUAUACACACACAUGCAGCCAUAUAGACAGCCAGUGUCACAGACUGAGAGACAGACAGACAUCCAGCUAUAUAGACAUGUACAAUUGAUAGGGGUAAUCCAGCUCCUGUCCCUGCUGACUUCUUAAUGAGUGGCAAAUGCUGUCUCACUGCUAAUUACUCUCCCCUUGUCUGGAUGAAAAGUGAAGAAGUGAUUUUAUCUGACAAUGGGCUUAUUUUCCCUCCAGGGCUUCAGACUGGAAACUGGACCAGCCAGACUGGACUGGGAGAAUGCGGCUUACCUCCAAGGGGAAAGUAGCUUUUAUUAAACUGGAGGACAAAGUGUCAGGUAUUUGUUGCCAUAGCAGUUUACAUGAAUGCCCUGUGACAGCUGAUUCAUAUCAACUUGAAGAGCUGAAUCAUGUUCCCACUUUUCCAGUUAUUCGGCAGGUCCCUCCUCUGACUCCUAAAACUUCCUCUGUGCUACUUCCCUGCAUGACAUUAAGAUCUAAUAUUUGAAUCACUAUUUUAUUUCUAAACCUGUGUAGACAUGCUCUGUUGCACAGUGUUUAUAGUGUGUGACAUUAUGGCGUACAUCACUAAAGUGGGUAUUGUGAAACGAUACCAAGGAAAUUGCAAAAUUUGCCCCUAAGUAAUAAGUGUGGAAAAAGUCUCCAAAUUUUGGCCUAAAAUUUGCAUCUCCCUUGUCAGCCUGUAUUAUCCUCUUUAGCGAGUAAAACCUGUAGAAUUUUACUACUGUUCAUUGUCUGCAGAGUCACAAGCAAACACACACACACACACACACACACACAAAAAGAAAAUAGAAAAAAAGGCAUUUGUAUUUUUUUGAACUCCUCUCCAAUAUGUAACAUCUACAUGUGACAACUUGCGCAAAUUACAGCUUGUGUUUCAAAUAAUAUAAUAAAAAUGUACAGGGCCGGACUGGCCCAACGGUGGGCCGUCGGCACCUGGGGCCGGGCAGGCAGCUGGCUCACCUGCGGCCGCAGAGGGAGCUCCUUUGGCGGCCGCAGGGGGAGCUGGCUAUGUCUCUGCUCCCCCUCCCCAGCGCGCCGCUUAAUGAGACCGGGGGCGGAAUAUGAUGUCAUAUUCCGGCCCCGGUCUCAUUAAGCAGUGCACUGGGGAGGGGGAGCAUAGACAGAACAGCCAGCUCCCCCUGCGGCCGCCAAAGGAGCUCCCUCUGCGGCCGCCAGAAGAGCCAGCUCCCCCAUGCGGCCGCCAUCAGAGCUCCCCACAGGUAGAAAUUGUGUGUGUCAGUGUGAGUGUAUUUGUGUGUGUCUGUGUCAUUUGUGUGUGUGUCAUGGUGUAUGUGUGUCUCUGUGUUAUGGUGUGUGUGUCAUGGUGUGUGUGUGUGUCUCUGUCAUGGUGUGUGUGUGUCUCUGUGUCAUGGUGGGUGUGUGUGUCUGUCUGUGUCAUGCCAUGUGUGUCUGUGUCAUGGUGUGUGUGUGUCUGUCUGUGUCACGGUCUGUCUGUGUCACGGUGUGUGUGUGUUUGUCAUGGUGUGUGUGUGUCUGGAUGUCAUGGUGUGUGUCUGUCUGUGUCAUGUAAUGUGUGUCUGUCUGUGUCACGGUCUCUCUGUGUCGUGGUGUGUGUGUGUCAUGGUGUGUGUCUGUGUCGUGUGUGUGUCUGUGUCAUGGUCUGUCUGUCAUGGUAUGUGUGUGUCUGUGUCAUGGUGUGUGUGUGUUUCUGUCUGUGUCAUGGUGUGUGUCUGUCAUGGUAUGUGUGUUUUUACUCACCUUUAGAGAUGUCGCGAACUGUCCGCCGAACUGUUCGCGAACUGUCCGCCGAACUGUUCGCGAACUGUCCGCUGGCGAACAAUAGCGUGUUCGCGUUGGGCGAACAUAUCCGAUUUCCGGUCCGCCCCCUAUACGUCAUCAUUGAGUAAACUUUGACCCGGAACCUCACAGCCAGCAGACACAUUCCACCCAAUCAUCAGCAGAUCCUCCCUCCCAGGAAGUGUCUGCUGACUGUGAGGUUCCGGGUCAAAGUUUACUCAAUGAUGACGUAUAGGGGGCGGACUGGAAAUCGGAUAUGUUCGCCCAACGCGAACACGCUAUUGUUCGCCGGCGGACAGUUCGCGAACAGUUCGGCGGACAGUUCGCGACAUCUCUACUCACCUUUUUUCCCCCCCACAUCAUGCUGGUCUCUCCUCGACUGGCCCUGCCUCUACGACUGAGAUCAUCAAGCUUGAUGAUCUCAGCCAAUCCGCACUGACACAGGAAGCACCUCUAGUGACUGUCUGAGUGUCUGUCACUAGGAAGCAAUGUAAACACUGCCUUUUCUCUAAAAAGUCAGUGUUUACAUUGAAAAGCCUGCAGGGACAGGCUAUAGACACCAGAGCCACUACAUUAAGCUAUGUGUGUGUGCGCGCCUGCUAGUGAGUGGGCUUGCUUGUGUGUGUGUGUGUGUGCCUGCUACUGAGUGAGCUUGUGUUUUUAUGUCAAUGACCUUAUGUAUAUCAGUGAGAUUGUUUGUUUAUGAGGCUGUGUAUCAAUCAUCUUGUGUCAGUGAGAUGGUCUGUGUCUGCAUGUGAGUAUGCUUACUGUAGAAUUAAAAAUUUUACUCUGAAAGGACCAAUAUUUUAUAUUGGAAAAAAGAUUGAUAUAUAUAUAUAUAUAUAUAAUCUCAAUCAUCUAGGGUGGCAAGACAUAGCCUUACAUAUUACAUGCGACAAUAUAUGGCGCAAUGACUUAUGGGGCUGGCAUUGAUUUUUUUUUUUCCAGGGCUGCUUUGGAAUCCCCAGUCCGGCCCUGGAUAUAACCGUGUUGACUAGCAAACUUUAAACCAUUUUUUUUCUUCAAAAUCUUUACAAUUGCUUGCAGUUUAGUGAUUUUAAGAUUUACGGUUGGUUCUUUAGUGUCUGUACAGACUGACUGAAUCUAUUACGCUGCCAACACUUUGUAAGCACAAAAGUGUUUAUUAACGCCUGGAUUGACCUGAAAACCAUACCCUAUGUCAUUUUAGUUUGUUAGAUAAAACACAUUGUAUUCAUCAAGUACCAGUCAAUAGUCCACACAACAAAUUGUUUACUAAAGUGAAAUUGCUUUCCUCAGUUUGUUUAUACUAGGAUGAUUCAGAGUUAGAUGUUUUCCAAAAUGUAUUAUAAUGUUAACAUUAUUACGUUGGAAGAAUUGUUCGCUGAGCUUUUUUUGGUUAGUUUGCCAAGCUAGUGCCACAUACAUCAUUUGUGACCAUAUAAAAAGUCACAAAUCCGUGUAAUACGCAAGUAAACUGCGAUAACCUAUCUCAUUGAAAAUGCAUGACAGCCUAUUACUACAAAUGAUUUGUGUUUUUGUUUUUUUGUUGUUGUUUUUUUGCUCGAAAUGAUCCACCCACAUUACUUCCACUUACAACGUUAAGUUAUGAGAUGGUUUUUAAAGCACAUGUGCAGUGUUGACCAAUGCAAGUUAAAUGGAAGCUACUUAAAGUGUAUAACACAUGCACGAGGGACUCUUGCUUGUUAAGGUGCAUGCACUUGUUCAGUACAUCCUUAUACGCUGAAAGCAAAUAGAUGAUUAGUUAGAACACUGGAAUUGGAAUGGUCUUGCAAAACAUUUAGAAUUCCUGAGUAAUCUAGUCCUUUAGAACCUACUGAUUCCAUCUUUGUAGCACAAGGCCCAAUCUAUUGCUCCCAAUGCUUUCCACAUCAUUUAUCUGGUACAGCAGGACACAUUCUAUAUAGUGCUUUUCUUUGACCAGUCAACUUUGACAGACACAAAACUGUACCUGAACACGUCCUGCUGCCCCUACUUUGGCUUUCUAAUGUUUGGUAUUAUUCCCAAUCUGUCAGGUGAACUCUUCGCUCAAGCACCAGUGGAUCAGUUUCCUGGACUCGCAGUGGAAACAGUGACUGAUUCGAGCCGUUACUUUGUAAUCAGGAUUCAGGAUGGAAAUGGUGAGUCACUGCGAUACCAGAUAUAGCAUGAUAUUGGUAGGACUGGAUGAAAAUAUAAUUGGAGGGUUUAGUUAUUUAAUGGGUAUUGGUCUCAUUCUUGCUAAGUUAAGGAAACACUUGGGCACUAACACAAUUUAAGUGCAUUUCAUAGAUUUUGGCAUCAUGAACACAGUGUAUUUUACUUCAGUCCAAAUCUCUUAGUUUUGCUACAAAAAAUAAAAGCUUUGAAAUAGUAAAAUAAGGGAAUAGUGAUUGGCUAUGGACCAGAGUCAAGUAAGCAGCUCAGAGUGCUAAUCUUUUAUUGGCUGUACUUUGCAAUAAGUAAGAUUUUUUUUUUUGGGGGGGGAGGAAUGGGGGGGAGGAGAGGCAUGGCUAAGAGGUAGGAUUUGAAUAUAAAGAAAAAUACAGCUUAAAUAUGAAGCCAAAACCUUCAUGCACAAAAUGCACUUUGUGUCGACAGGAGUGUUCCUGCAAUCUCUAAUUGAACAGAGCUCUUGGCUAUAAUAUAGCAAUCUGUAUUAGAAAGUAUAAGUAACUAAGCAUGACAUUUUGGGGGAUUGUGACUUUAUUUUUUGUUUUUCUACGAAGAAUUAUCCUUUAAUUAGUGUAUUAAGAAUGGGAUUUAUAAUUAAAAUUUUAGGGAGAAGUGCAUUUAUUGGCAUUGGAUUUGCUGAUCGGGGAGAUGCCUUUGACUUCAAUGUUUCUCUUCAGGACCAUUUCAAGUAAGUUUGGUGUACCACUUCUCAAGGAUGAAACUCAGCAUGUCCCAUAAUCAAAUCAACCAGUGCAAUUAUCUAUGAAAUCUUUUCCUGCUACAGGUGGGUAAAGCAGGAGUCUGACAUGUCUAAGGAACCUCAGGGGCAAGACAAUCACCCUAAGCUGGACUUAGGGUUUAAAGAAGGCCAGACAAUCAAGCUGAAUAUUGGGGUAUGUAUUUGACCAUGGAAAAAUAGCACCAACAACAAAGUGUAGAAAACACAGAGUGAGAGUGUACCCUUCAAGCAAGAUAUAAAUAUAAAAUAAUGAAAUACUUAUGCAUAUACAUGAAUGGCAGGAUGGUCAUAAACAAUAACACAAAACAUAGUGUGUACUGCCAAAAUACAAGUGAGGGUAGAUGAAUAAUUGGUUCAACUCACAGAUUCCAGAGCUGUGCCAGGCUCUGUAUAGAAAGCCCAAGGGUGCCUAAACAGGCUAAAACGAAUAACCAUGGACCACUGGAAUCAGAUGGAUCACGGAGAUAGGAGGAGCCACAGCAGCAAAUGAGUGGAUCAAAUAAUAAAUGUAUUCAGUAUAAAAUAGGCUUACAAAAAAGCAGAGACGCGUUUUGACUUAAUUCUCUUUAUCAAUGUCUCUAUGUAUCCUGUAUGCUGCUGUUUAAAUAUCGUCUAAAAUUGUCACGAAAAAAUAAGAAUCGGUCACCAUCUUAGGUGAGGGCAACAUGCCCUUAUGCACAUAUAUAUAUAUAUAUAUAUAUAUAUAUAUAUAUAUAUAUAUAUAUCUCAUUUAACCAUAAAAUUAUACAGAAAAGAAUAAAAAAACAGAAAACAAAAGGUAUAACCCCAUAUUUCUGUAAGAGAUAAAACACAGUAAGGAUGCAUCCAAAAAUAAAAUACAUGUUAGUAUAUUGGCAAUCCGAAUGUUACUAUGGUCAUACCAUCAUAGAUAACAGAUGUAUAGAUAUUAUAAAACAUACCAUACAAUUAUGGAUGGCAAGCCAAUAAAAUAUAUAUAUAUAUAUAUAUAUCUAUAUCUAUAUCUAUAUCUAUCAAUCAGGAACAUAAUCAAAAGUGCAAACAUAAAAAUAAAGCAAAUUGCAAUAAGUUCCAGAUAUAAACAGUGUGAAAGUAGCUGACUAUAACAUAAUGUGACAUUUCAAGCCAGUGGAUGUCAACAGUUAUAUUAACACCACUAGUUGCCACUAUGAUCCCUGGCCUCGAAAUGUGCCAAAGGGACAAUUUCUCAGAGUCCUAAGAAACUGUAGUGAUCCGGAACAAUUUAGUGUCCAAGCAGAAAAAUUAAAAUAAUUUUAAUUGAGAAAAAUUAUAGCUCUUCAUUCUUGGAUCAGCAAAUUCAAGAAAUUUAACAGGUCCCUAGAAAUACAGUUCUGGAAUAUAAAACUAAAAAAACCCUAGAAAACAAUGGAGAAGAGGAACCUCUCCUUAUCUUGAACUAUAGCAGUGAAGCAAAUAAAAUUAAAACUAUCAUUAAUAAAUAUUGGCACAUACUUUCGACCGAUGAAGAUCUUCGAGGUAUCAUCAAAACCAAGCCUAAAAUUGUUUAUAGCGGUACUAGGAAUUUACUGAAUCUUUUGGUUAAAAAUCCCAUUAAUUCCUCAUCCAUUACUAAUCUCUUCUCCCAACAAACAGAUUUUUACCCCUGUAAGAUGUGUAUGGCGUGCAAAAAAACAUUCCCUAAGAGAAAAGUAGAAUUUUUUACAUCUAAAUCCACCAAUAAACAAUAUAAGAUUAAGUCCGUUUUAACAUGCCAUUCCUCUAAUGUGGUGUAUCUCCUCUGGUGCCUGUGUGGUCUACAAUAUGUGGGUAUGACCACUAGACCUUUCAAAACCCGCAUAAGGGAACACAUGGGUAAUAUCCAGAGGAGAUACACCAGUCAUAGUGUUUUCUCACAUUUUUCUGAACAUCAUAAUGGGAACCCAGCGUUACUCAGUUAUAUGGUUAUAUACCACAGGAAGAGGAACGUGGAGAGGAGAAAACAACUUUAAAGACCUAAGUAAGGUGGAGGGAAGAUGGAUUUUUGAUUUAGAAACUUUAGCCCCUUCAGGUUUGAACUUAGAUUUUGAACUCGUUCAUUAUUUAUAAUUUUAAUGUAUUUGUAUUUUUAUCUUUUUAUCUUUUAAUUUUUUUUGCUAUAGGAAGAUCAAUAAUGUAUAUAUCUACAUUAUUUUUAUAUAUAUAUAUAUAUAUAUAUAUAUAUUUUUUUUUUUUUUCAUUAUUACAUUUAUUUUUAUAUAUUUUUUUUUUUGACAUUCUUUAUUUGUAUGUAGUAAGGUUACAAGACAGGUCAAAUCAUAUCAAAAGACACGGUAUAACAGGUUUUGUAAGGCCCCUAAGCCUUAUGGCCAACAAUAUUUGUAGGGUUUUAUUCCUAGGUUUCCCCCUCUCUCCACCCCCCCCCUGCCGUAUUAGCUCCCUCCCCCCCACCAUCCCCCCCCAUCCCCACCAGUCUUGAUCAGGCCUCAUUUCUCAGUUUCUUAGGCCUAGUGAUCUUAGUAGACUUAUGUUGGACCUGCCUUUUAGAGGGGAACACCAUUCCCCGUAUUUUUAUAUUUUUUACCUCCACCUUGCUUGAUAUCCAUUCCUUCCCCUCAUUUUGGUCACAUUCUGUUAUAGUCAGCUACUUCCACACUGGUUAUAUCUGGAACUUAUUGCAAUUUGCUUUAUUUUUAUGUUUGCACUUUUGAUUAUGUUCCUGAUUGAUAUAUAUAUAUAUAUAUAUAUAUAUAUAUAUAUAUAUAUAUAUAUAUAGUGUGUGUGUGUGUGUCUGUGUGUGUAUAUAUAUAUAUAUAUAUAUAUAUAUUAUUGGCUUGCCAUCCAUAAUUGUAUGGUAUGUUUUAUAAUACCUAUACAUCUGUUAUCUACGAUGGAAUGACCAUAGUAACAUUCGGAUUGCCAAUAUACUAACAUGUAUUUUAUUUUUGGAUGCAUCCUUACUGUGUUUUAUCUCUUACAGAAAUAUGGGGUUAUACCUUCAUUUGUUUUCUGUUUUUUUUUAUUCUUUUUUAUAAUUUUAUGGUUAAAUGAUAUAGAUAUAUAUAUAUAUAUAUAUAUAUAUAUAUAUAUAUAUAUAUGUGCAUAAGGGCAUGUUGCCCUCACCUAAGAUGGCGACCGAUUCUUAUAAACUAUAGAUACCCAAGAUUAGAGGAAAUUACGUCAUCUUUGCCGGACCGGAUAUGCUGCAUGGACUUUGCGCACCGGAAGUGACAUCACCCGCCACACCGGACCGCACAGAUGAAGAUUUUCGCGGCAAUUUUAGACAAUAUUUAAACAGCAGCAUACAGGAAACAUAUAGAGACAUUGAUAGAGACAAUUAAGUCGAAAAGCGCCUGUUCUCUGCUUUUUUUGUAAGCCUGUUUUAUACUGAAUAAAUUUAUUAUUUGAUCAACUAAUUUGCUGCUGUGGCUCCUCCUAUUUCCGUGAUCCAUCUGAUUCCAGUGGUCCAUGGUCAUUCGUUUUAGCCUGUUUAGGCACCCUUGGGUGCCUAAACAGAGCCUGGCACAGCUCUGGAAUCUGUGAGUUGAACCAAUUAUUAAUCUACACUCACAUGUAUUUUGGCAGUACACACUAUGUUUUGUGUUAUUGUUUUUUUAGGUAUUGUUUAUGACCAUCCUGCCAUUCAUGUAUAUGCAUAAGUAUUUACUUAUUUUAUAUUUAUAUCUUGCUUGAAGGGUACACUCUCACUCUUUGUUUUCUACACUUUGUUGUUGUUGCUAUUUUUCUAUUUGUAUCAAGGUGUCGGAGCAACACCUUUUUUCACCCUUCUCUGCAUAGAUUUAUUAUUAAGUAUUGAAGCGCCCGACUUGUAUCUGUAUUUGUUUUAUGUAUUUGACCAUGUUAUAAUAAAAUAUAAUAUUUUGUUUGCAGUGUGAACAUCUUGUACUUCCCUCCCUUUUUUCUCCCUUUCCCCUUUUUUUGUUGCCGUUUAUUACAGUUUACUUAUUGCAAUUCCCUGUGUUUACCAUUUUGAUUUUUCUGUUUAGAAUAUAAAGAAGAAGGAUGGCUCCUGCAAACCUCGGGGAAACACUGGAGCUGGGGGUGUUGGACUGCUCCCUCCUCCUCCUGGGGGUAAAAUCUCAGUACCCCCUGUUCCUGUCUCUCAUUCAGUACCUGUUGCAAAUCAUGUCACUCCUCCGCCUUUGCAGCCUGGAAAUACCUCACCAAGCCCAGGUAACUUCCAUCUUUAGCCUUGUUAGUCUGGAAAUUAUCACCUUUUAUCCAAUUUGUACUUAAUUUAGUCCAGGUCUCUACCCCUUAAAGGACCACUAUAGUGCCAGGAAAACAUACUCGUUUUCCUGGCACUAUAGUGCCCUGAGGGUGCCCACACCCUCAGGGUCCCCCUCCCGCCUGGCUCUGGAAGGGGGAAAGGGGUUUAAACUUACUUUUUUCCAGCGCUGGGCGGAGAGCUCUCCUCCUUCUCUCCUCCUCUGUUCCGCCCCGUCGGCUGAAUGCGCACGCGCGGCAAGAGCUGCGCGCGCAUUCAGCCAGUCGCAUAGGAAAGCAUUCAUAAUGCUUUCCUAUGGACGCUGGCGUGCUCUCACUGUGAAAAUCACAGCGAGAAGCACGCAAGCGCCUCUAGUGGCUGUCAAUGAGACAGCCACUAGAGGAUUAGGGGAAGGCUUAACCCAUUAAUAAACAUAGCAGUUUCUCUGAAACUGCUAUGUUUAUAAAAAAAUGGGUUAACCCUAGAAGGACCUGGCACCCAGACCACUUCAUUAAGCUGAAGUGGUCUGGGUGCCUAGAGUGGUCCUUUAAGGACACAUGACAUGUAUGACAUGUCAUGAUUCCCUUUUAUUCCAGAAGUUUGGUCCUUAAGGAGUUAAACCAUGGAAACCUAACAUCUAGUCAACAAAGGUGAACAUUCCUUCUCAUCCCCUUACUGAACCAUCUGCCUGCACCUGUUCAUUUUUCCAACUUGCUUUUGACCGAUUCCCACACUUGUGGUUACUGCACCAACCAAUGCUUCUCUCUCAUAACUGUGGCUCGUUUUGUUACUAAACUAAAGGCUCCACAUUGGCAUCCAUUAAGUCAAUGCAUCUCUAAAAUGAGAUGCUGAUUGCCACGUAUGCUAAGCAAGGAAUUACCUGAGAUCACCUGUACUGAUGAUCUCAGCCUAAGGAGGGACUGCGGCUAGACAGGUGUGCCUGGAGCCAUAAGGUAAGUACAUUUCUUUACUUAAUGGCUUGGAGGAGGGAGGUUCUAAUCCAUAUAGCUAGUUAACAUUCAUAAUAUAUGUUUGUAUCCCUAAUGUUAGUGUUCCUUUCAGUUGUUUCGAGGGUGAGAGUGUUUAUUUAACUCCAAUUUCAGUAGCUCCUAUAGAUAAACAUAUUACACAGUGCCACCUGUUGGUAUGUUGACAUAUUUCGGCCUGAGCUAUUUAUUCUGUGCAGUGAGUAGUCAAUAUCAUUAUCUAGAAUGGGUUAAUCACUCAUACAAUAAUUUAAAAAAACAAACAUUUUAUGUAUAACAAAACAGAUAAAAUUAAUAACCACCUCUGAUCACCCUUCAUCUCCCCUCCCCCCCAAACAAUAAUAAAUAUGAAAUUACUCACAAAGAAACAUAAUGCAGGGUAAAGUUGGAAAAAAAGAUGUAUUUUCUUUUAAGAUAAAAAUGCUUCAAAAUAUACAAUAUGUGCUGUCUCUAAUACAUAAUUACAUGCCAGUCCAUGUACACCAAUGAGCUCACUAGAGUAUUUUUAUGUCAAAGAUAUUAAACAUUUGCUCAAAUAUGUAUCCACAGCCUAAGCAGUGUAUAUAUAAGCAACACUACAAAAGUUAUCAACACAUAUUCAAGUUAAAUACAUACAAGUUAUUAUCAAUCUAAUCUACAGGUUGAUAUUGGCGACAAAAGGUAAAUUAUAAAGAGAUGACAUAAGUACUUUUUGCAUACGUAUAAAGUCUGUACGGUGUCUUGUAGGUGGAAGUAGAGUGAGUCAAAAAGAUCCCUUUGCAAUACACAAUACAAAAUGUACAAAUAAAGCAAGCGAAAAUCUGUGAGAAAUAAAAAUCACAUUAGUAUAACACUGUUAAAGGGACACUCCAGGCACCCAGACCCCUUCUGCCCAUUGGAGUGGUCUGGGUGCCAACUCCCACUACCCUUAACCCUGCAACUGUAAUUAUUGCAGUUGUUUUAUAAACUGCAGUAAUUACCUUGCAGGGUUAACUCCACCUCUAGUGCACUGCAGAUAAAAAUCUAGCUUUAAAAACCAUAUUAAAUCCACAAAUGGUAUAAAUACCCUCCUGCCAAAGUCCCCUCAGUCUCUCCUCAUUUGUCCUGCACCUGUGGGAGUGAGCAGCUCAGAUCCCCAAAUUAUCGGGGGAGGAACCCUAUAGCAUUCAUAUUUGUCUGCAGUGUUAUACUAUUGUGAUUUUUUUUUUUAAUUUCCUACAGAUUUGAGCCUUAUUCCUGUUUUCGUUUAUAUAAUUUUCAGUGUAACAGGUCAUAGGUAAUGCCUCUUGGAAGGCUGACACAUGUUUUAAGUAUUAGAGCAGGGGAGCCCAAAAGGUAGAUCCCCACAUAUUGUAGAACUAUAACUCCAAUGAAGCUUUACAUGCCUUUUUGAAGGGUAAAGCAUCAUGGAAGCUGUAGUGUUAAACUAUCUGGGGAUCUACCUUUUGGGCACCCAUGUAUUAGUGUUUUUGAUUUUAUAAUAGGCAGUGGAAAAACGAUUUGUAUUGUAAUAUACAGUCCACUAAGGUUACACAUAACGUUUUAAUACAUUGCGGUUUGAAAAAGCAACAAAGUUGAAAGUAUACAUGAGCAGUGCACUUUGAGUUGAAACUCAAAAAGUCACACAGCUUCUCUAUAUAAUGAAGAAAGUAAACUGCAAAGAUCAUGGAUGGGAAAAAAUGAAAUUGGCAGUGUUAAAGUUGGAAAAGCAUCAUUGGAGUUGUUGUUCUACAGCAGCUAGAAAUAUCUACCUUUUCACAUCCCAAGUGUAGACUCUCCAUAGAUGCAUUAUUUUGCAUCUAAGUGAGGACUAUGUAGGUUCUUAAAAUGAUCCAAACCCAGAAAUAAAUUCUGUAAACCAGGAAUUGUGUGGAAAUGUACAUUUAAAGAUAAACGAACUGUAAGCAUUCUCCAAAUCUUCUGGAAAUUUUAGCCCGAAAGAGCAAAGCUUGAAAAUUAGCAAGUAUCUAAAUUUAAUAACAUAACAACAUACUAAUUGGACCCGUUGUUUAUAAAUAAUUUUUCAUGCGUACAAUGUUCACAUACUGUAUUUUCAAAAUUGUUCAUAUAUCCGAGUGGACAGAGUGGUUGUCUAUUUGUCCUUUUUGUUUGUUUCUUCUUCUUUUCAUAAUUUUGAUUAUUUUUAAAUGUUUGAAGUUAAAAGAACAUAAAGUUACCUAUGGCCUAUAAGUGAACUGUAUGUUUGCAAACUGAAUUCUUGUUCUUCCUCCACUUUAACCUACAGGACACUUUGAAUGAACUUUAUACACAUGACAAAUACAAAGGUGAACUUUGUUUUCUCUGUACUCAACUGUUAUCCGUAGGAUACUCCAAUAAAAAGGUUUAACAGUGUGGCUGAGAUCCAGAUAUAUUAUAUUGUCUAGCACUUGUUUAUUUUUAAUGUGAGCUUCCUUUCUGUUCCAUUCUAUAACAUUGUUUUGGACUAAAUGCUGUUGUUGACACAUUCGAUUUGUAUAAAUUUCAAUGUAUUUUUGCAUUAAAGUAUGUUUCUAAAUGUAUCUGGCAUUAAUGCUUCCUCAUGUGACGCUAUAGUCCUCUGAUCUGAUGUUACAUAUUACAACUCUUAUCUUUUCAGACAUUCUACUAGAUCUGGGCUCGCCGGCCCAAGCACCCAAUACAGUCUCAGCCACAUCAUCGGACCUGUGGGGUGAUUUCAAUACUGCAGGCAGGUGAGAAGGCUGAUUGAAAGUAAGCAAAGUACCCGAUCUGGGUAAAUUAUUCUAAAAGUGAUUGAUUUCUCCUGUAGAAAUGGGCUUUAUUUGUCCAGGCUAUAAAAAGUUAGUCAGAGAUCUGACAGAAACUGUUGGCAUCCUACAGCUACAUAACAUUUUGCCCAGUCAAUGACUAAUAUCUGUUUCCCCCUUUAUACUAUGAUCUCCCCUACUCUCAAUUGUUUCUCCCGUCUGUGAUCUCUCUCUUUCAUGUAGCAUGUAUGUCCUUCUCCUUUCCCAGCAGUCUGUCCUCUCAAGGCCCGCAGUCCUCUAGCUGGGUUCAGUUUUAAACGCUGAUGCAAGACACUUCCCUUCUUUCUUCUGGAGAGCGGCACACUCCCUUCCCGCCAACAGACAGCAGCAGCUCCGUUCCGUGUCAUUGUGAUGUUUCCUCAUUAUUGGGCUGCGUUGGAAACGGCGGUGAUCAUGUGAUAUGCUGUCAGAGUGGCAUCUCCUCUCACUCUCUGCAACCCCUCCCCCCCAUUGUUUACAGCUGUCUUACCAGUGAACCCCGCAUGUAUCCCUGCCUUUCCAUACCAAGCCUUUCUGUGUUUUCUGCAUCCUGUUUUUACCCUCUAUAUCUACACAGGUAAUUCUUUUUCCCUACUAUGGCUGUAUCUUCCCUUAUUCCCAGCCUGUGACACUACAUUUCCCUGAUGUAGAUAGACAGGUGCAUGAAUCUCCUCUCCCACCCAUUGAUAUCAUUCCUUGCCCUGUGGCAUUGUUUUCCUGCCCGGGUGAUAUCCACAUUGUCCUUUGUAGAGAGGUGUAGACGGUGCUGCUGCGCACUCUGAGGUGUGUGUCCCCUCCCCUUCUUACCCCCCUCCCCCCGACGUCCUCAUUUUCUUUUUGUUUUAAGUGGUUAAAUGCUGCCACAAAUGGUCUUUUUGGGUGGAUGAGACUCAGACCCUCUGGCACUGCCAUGGUUAAUGCUCCUCGUGUUUCUGUGUUUUGUCCUGUAGCCAUGAAAUGUAUUUAUUAUAUAGUGAUUCAAACGAAGGAGUAAACUGUAUAUAAUAAACAAUCUGUACCAUUACCGAGAUUACUGAGAUUUUUGUAGCUUAAUUCAACGCUAUUCUAGUACUAACACUAGACCUACCUGCAUCACACAUUAUUCUUCCAGGACUAAAACUAGACCUACCUGCAUCACACAUUAUUCUUCCAGGGCUAAGACUAGACUUGCCUGCAUCACACGUUACUCUUUCAGGGCUAACACUAGAUCUGCCUGUAUCACACGUUACUCUUUCAUGAAUAACACUAGAACUGCCUGCAUCACACGUUACUCUUUCAUGAAUAACACUAGACCUGCCUGCAUCACACGUUAUUCUUUCAGGGCUAACACUAGACCUGCCUGCAUCACACAUUACUCCUCUAGGGCUCACAGUAGACAUGUCUGCAUCACACAUUAUUCCUCUAGGGCUAAUACUAGACCUGCCUGCAUCACACGUUAUUCCUCCAGUACUAACUCUAGACUGCCUGCCUUUCACCCCUUCUUCUACUACUGAUAGUAAAUCAGGCUGCAGGCGGUAUUUCAAUACUACACCUUCUUGCAUUAAUAACACUGCUUUCAGCCGUACAUUAUUCCAGUAUUCACCUGAUCUCAACAUCUCUUCCAAUCCUGUAUGAAAGUUUAUCCAGCUGGUAACAUCAUCACAUUUACAGUGUUUAUACCCCAGAUUAUUGGGUAACUUGUUUUGGUAUUGAUGCGUCACAUGACCAUGUUAUAUGCAAUUCUGGUAUUAAUGUUGCACCUGACUGUGGAGUGCUGUAGUAUUACUACACCUGAUUGGGGUGUGUUGUACUACACCUGAUUGUGGAGUGCUGUUCGUUUUAUGUCACAUCUGACAUGGGAGCACUUUAUGAUUAUAUUCCGUGAGUAUUCCGUUACAGUCAGGUGUAGGAUGAAAACUGUAACACACCC